Messenger RNA from Porites evermanni, 588 nucleotides. The record is from the annotation of a GenBank genome assembly. NCBI's taxonomy places the organism in Eukaryota, Metazoa, Cnidaria, Anthozoa, Scleractinia, Poritidae.
AUGCUGCUGGUUGGCGGUUUUGCUGAUUCUGCCCUUCUCCAACAGAAAACCAAAGAAGCUUUUUCGAGACAAGUCAGAGUGCUGGUUCCAAACAAUGCCAGCGCAGCGGUCGUUGAGGGUGCCGUGGUAUUUGGAAAGCAGCCUGGAAAAAUUACAGAAAGAGUGGUUUCUACGACGUAUGGCGCUGGUUGUUCGCGGAAUUUCAAUUAUGGUGUGCAUCCGGAGGAGAAGAAAUUCAUUGCAGAUGGCGUCGAGAAGUGUAAAGAUCUUUUUAAUCUAUUUGUACUUGAGAAUUCCUCAGUGCGAUUUGGGCAAAAAGUUACAAAAGAAUACUCACCUCUUUACGCCAACGACAAAGAAAUAACCUAUGACUUUUAUUCAGCCAGCUAUCCAGAUACCCAGUUUACUACAGAUUUUGGCGUCAAAAAGCUCGGGAGUGUCACGGUUCUGUCGCCUGACACAUGGAGAGGUAAAGACAGAGACCUUGAAGUCAGCAUGUAUUUUGGUGGAACAGAAAUCACCGCCACAGCCCGUGAUGUUUCAAGUGGAAACGUGGCCCAAACUAAAAUUGACUUUUUGCAUAAAUAA